Messenger RNA from Culex quinquefasciatus (southern house mosquito), 2529 nucleotides. RefSeq names its product calcium uptake protein 2, mitochondrial (gene MICU3). Bases 28 to 1572 code for a protein of 514 amino acids. Gene Ontology annotation, cellular component: uniplex complex. The transcript has 12 exons. NCBI's taxonomy places the organism in Eukaryota, Metazoa, Arthropoda, Insecta, Diptera, Culicidae. The record is from RefSeq and is a predicted model, not a curated record. Gene Ontology annotation, biological process: calcium import into the mitochondrion; mitochondrial calcium ion homeostasis. Gene Ontology annotation, molecular function: calcium ion binding.
AGCUUGAUUUUUAGUACCACAACAAAAAUGGCGAUGUACACAAAUAAGUUGGCGCGGUGCUCGCGAUUAGGGCCGAAUUUCGGGACGGUAGUGCGCGGAUUCAGUGCCGAUUCCAGCCGGAAGUGGUUCCUGCAUCCGUCCGUCAAGUACCUGUGCCUGAUUGGGGGCAGUGUGGUGGCCCUGGCGUACGCCAAGCAUCGCCAUCAGCCGCGGGUGUACGCGCUGCAGCUUCGCAAGGAUGAGGUCGCCGAUAAGGCCAUCAAGCUGACGGCCCGCGAGCGCCGGUUCAUCAAGUUCGCCUCGGUCGAGUUCGACGGCCAAAUCUACAUGACGCCGCAAGACUUUCUGGAGUCGGUGGUGGAGCAGGAACCAAGGCCUCGCCUGAAGAGAAAAACGCUGAGCCCAGAGGAGGUGCAAAAGCUAAAAGACGUCACGCCCCAGCUCAAGCACGGAUCUUCGCAGCUAUUCCGCAGCCUGCGCGAUAAGGGAAUAAUCUCUUACACCGAAUAUCUGUUCUUGCUCUCGGUUCUGACCAAGCCCCACUCUGGAUUCCGAAUUGCGUUCAACAUGUUCGAUACCGAUGGCAAUUCGCGCGUUGACAAGGACGAAUUUUUAGUGAUCCGUCAGCUGCUCGGAGGAUCACUCAAGGAUCGUGACCUAGACGAAGCCACUAGAAAAGCUUUACUUCGCUUGGUAUCGACCACGGCCCAAGCCAAGUUCCUGCUGCGAGGGUACCGUCCGGAAAAGACGCCACCAAAGUCGCUCAAGGCGGUCAAAGAAGACCUCAAGCAAACUUCCCCAUCGCCGUCGUCGUCGUCAUCAUCGGAAGAAGCAAUCAAAAGUAGCAAGAAGAGUUUUAUGGAGAAGAUAUUCAGCUUUGCCUGGAAGGGAAAACGCGGAAUCGAAAGCAAGGAGGGAGAGGAAGCUGAAGAACAUGACGACUACGUGGACGACGAGCAGGGUCUGCAGCGAAAGCACAAGGUCGACACGACGCUGCAGAUUCACUUCUUCGGCAAGAAGGGCAACCAGGAUCUGCAGUACGACGGCUUCUACAACUUCAUGAAGAACCUCCAGACGGAGGUGCUGGAGCUGGAGUUCUGCGAGUUCUCCAAGGGUUGCGAGUGCAUCACGGAGGUGGACUUUGCCAAGAUCUUGCUGCGGUACACCUACUUGGACACUGACGAGUACGACAACUACCUGGACCGUCUGCUGGACAGAGAGGCCAAGGAGAAGGGCGUUUCGUUCGACGAGUUCCGUCAGUUUUGCCAAUUUCUGAACAACCUGGACGAUUUCUCGAUCGCCAUGCGGAUGUACACGCUGGCCGAUCAACCUAUUUCCAAGGACGAAUUCGGACGCGCCGUCAAGAUCUGCACCGGCUCGGAGCUGAACUCGCACCUGAUCGACACGGUGUUUGCGAUCUUCGACGAGGACGGCGACGGGCUGCUGUCGUACAAGGAGUUUAUCGCCAUCAUGAAGGACCGGCUGCAUCGCGGAUUCAAAUCGAACGUGAAAUCCGAGGGCUGGGAGGCUUUCAAGCACUGUCUCAAGCAGGAAAUGAAACAGCAAUCUUAAAUUAUCAAAACAUUUAUCGUCAGUAUAUCUUCCCGCAAAUGGAUAAUCACGUAAGAUUGUCCAGAAGCAACUAUACCAAAAAUCUACUCCCUCCGCGCUUUAGGUGAUUUUCUCUCGUGUUCGGUGCAAUUCAACUAAUUUGUUGUUAAAUUAAAAUUUGUUUUAGCUAAAAUUUACGUUUUUGAUGUUGUAAAUCGAACGUUACCCACUAGGCAAUUUGAGUUAGGUUAAAAUUGAAACUAUUUGCCAUCGUACUACCUAUUUAUUGAAGGAACUUGUUAUUUACCAACCUAGAAUUACAAAUUAUGAAAUUUAAAACAACUCAUAUAAUUGUUAAAACUCCCUCAUCUUCUACGACCCAAAGCUUUUAAAAUAUGGCUUUUAACGUAUCAAACCGAAUAGCACAAACCGCGCACACAUUUUAACCUGCAUUUUUAACAAACAGUUUAAAAAAAUCAAAGGGGGUUAUUUUCUAUGCUGACAAAUAGUUCUACCGUCAAUUCUCAAUCGGUCGUAACUUUGGAUGUAAACAAGGCAGCCCAUCUCGCACACGUCAAACUAUGCAUUAGCUAGAGUGAGCGGGAUACACAUGUGUUUAUACAUUCAAUAUGUUAGUCCAUUUGAAACGUCACCUCAUUGUUCAUUUCGGUCAAUCUAAUCUAAUCUACCACUAGCGCUGCCAAAUCUUUCGAACAUCUUUUACCAUCACCAAGCCUCCUGCGUUACAUCAACCGCUGAGACGAUUCUUUGAAACGGUCCAUAAAAAGUUACUUCCUGUUGAAAUGUUUCUGAAGCAUCGUUUGACCCCUCAUCGCAGCUGUCAAAGUGACACCAGUGUUGCCAGUUUAGCAACUGGCACCGAGGGGUAAAUCAAUGCAACGGAUGGCUUCUAGGACCCAUCAAACUUAAAGUAUAGAUCAAACGGAUUGUUGAAUAAACCUAUUAUUACUGUAAGCA